CCAGAGAGGAUUCCAUCCUGUAAUUCUCAUAACCACCGGUGUGGCAGGAACAUCAGCCCGCUGGUGCCGUGAGGAAACGGAAAGCCUGCGGCUCCUUAGAGGGGUCCUGGGCUCAGUCCAGAGCAUCUCGCUGCUUUUUGUGGACUCAUCCUCGAAUCGAAAGGGAAUACAAUAGAGCGGGAGUGGCUCCAAUAGGGCUCUGGGGACCGUCUCUUCCCUCUCCCCCAUCCCAAGUACGGCGACAAAGCCUUGCGCUGUGCCACCAUGCGGCAGAAGGCGGUAUCGCUCGUCUUGUGCUACCUGCUACUCUACACCUGCGGCUGCGAGGAGACAGGGUUCAUGGCCAUGGCGCUGCCCGCGCUGGGCUUCACGAGCACAGGCAUCGCCGCCAACUCGGUGGCUGCCUCGCUGAUGAGCUGGUCGGCCGUGGCGAACGGAGGCGGAGUGCCCGCCGGGGGGCUGGUGGCCACGCUGCAGAGCCUGGGGGCUAGCGGUGGCAGUGUCCUCAUGGCCAAGAUUGGGGCCCUUCUGGGCUAUACUGUCCAUAAGCAAAUCGAAAGCAGAGGGAAGGAGAGAGCGGAUGAGGAGUAGCUAGCAGCUCCCUGGACCCUCCUCCUUCCUCCUUGUCUUCCUUUUCCAGCUGCAGUCCAGAGGUUCCUCUUUCACACUUGGCAAUGACCUAGGUAAAAAAACAGAAUAAACGUCU
This is a messenger RNA of Mesoplodon densirostris (Blainville's beaked whale), 706 nucleotides long. RefSeq names its product interferon alpha inducible protein 6 (gene IFI6). Gene Ontology annotation, biological process: negative regulation of extrinsic apoptotic signaling pathway in absence of ligand; negative regulation of mitochondrial depolarization; apoptotic signaling pathway. NCBI's taxonomy places the organism in Eukaryota, Metazoa, Chordata, Mammalia, Artiodactyla, Ziphiidae. The record is from RefSeq and is a predicted model, not a curated record. The transcript has 3 exons. Gene Ontology annotation, cellular component: membrane; mitochondrion. Bases 265 to 591 code for a protein of 108 amino acids.